This is a messenger RNA of Exophiala dermatitidis NIH/UT8656, 723 nucleotides long. RefSeq lists its product as uncharacterized. Bases 1 to 723 code for a protein of 240 amino acids. The record is from RefSeq and is a predicted model, not a curated record. The transcript has a single exon. NCBI's taxonomy places the organism in Eukaryota, Fungi, Ascomycota, Eurotiomycetes, Chaetothyriales, Herpotrichiellaceae.
AUGAUGGGCCAAUGGAAGAAGUUGACCUCCCUUGGUUCGAAUCGUGGUGGCCCACGAGGCAUUCGGAAUUCCAAGCUUUUUCCAUGUUCUCAGCCGAGUCGCAUCUUCUGGACCAGAUGGCAAAUGCUGGCAAGAACAGGAAUUCCUUUUCAGGUCGCGCUCACUCUUCACACCAUGUCUAAUGGCUGGCAUUGCAUAGCCCAGACAACAGCGUCCGCAGCUCUCAACGGAAACAUCAGGAAACAGAGGCUGUUCCAUCAAUGCUCCGCAGCACACCCGUCUGUCCAUGGCCAAAGGCACUGCCCCGGGGUCGGGGCUAACAGCCUUGAUUGCUCUACUCACAUUGCCAUUAUUCUACUGUCAGAGACUCGGAAAUCGAGGAGAAGUGGAGGAAGCAUGGAGUUGUGCUUGGCGGAUGGGACAGCAAGUGUGCAGCUAUCGCUAUCAACAACGCUCGGCACGCAAGCAAAAGUACCUGGGUAUUUGGAUCAAUCUCGUCACGCAGGUUUCUUGGAAUACGCGCAGUUCGCAAGCUGUGGACUGUGGAGUCCUAUAUAUCGGCAUCCCACCAGAACUUGUCGACAACACAUGCUAAGAUAUCCUAGACAAGCCUUACCCAGGCCUACAGUUGCGCUCCAUGGAAGGCCGCAAAGCUUACGGAUGAGGCAAAAGCUGCUGAAAAAGAGCGACGCAUCAAAGAGGCAAUCGAGAACAGCGAUCUGA